This is a messenger RNA of Doryrhamphus excisus (bluestripe pipefish), 5405 nucleotides long. The record is from RefSeq and is a predicted model, not a curated record. NCBI's taxonomy places the organism in Eukaryota, Metazoa, Chordata, Actinopteri, Syngnathiformes, Syngnathidae.
CACCGUGUCGGGAUAAAAGAUGACAUUCACCAAACAACAAAUCUCUUCUUCAUAUCCCUUGCGUAAGAUGUUUGGGAGAACCGGUCCAGGACAUUGGCUCAUCCACAGGAAGUCUGCUUAUCAAAAAGGCCAUUCAGCCAUAACGAGCAGCGCCGCCAAGUCCGUGUCCAUCCAGUAUCAAGGGAAUAUUGUGUGGAAUCUACUUGAAAGCAGCGCAUGGACUGCAGUUCUUGGAACGUUCCCAUGGUAACGACAUUCUUCAACAAUGAACAGCCAUGAAUCGACUCUCUUAAGGGUGGGAGAGAAAGGAAGAAACAAGUCAAUCUGCAACACAUGCAGUGGACACGCACCAAACCCUCCACUCAAGCCAUGAGACCAAAAAUGACACUUUUUCAAUUUUGGGGACGUGAAAAGGAGCAGCUGAAGCUUGUACCUUCACAGCCGACCAAGUCCCCAAGCAGCAGUGGUCAUGCAGGAAUGCAGAACGCCAGGACCGGACCACUGCUGCCCCCUCGUGGUACGGAUGUCUUCCGACACUUUACGGCAGUGUCGCUGGAGGAAAUCCAGCAACGGCUUGGAGCGAAGGAAAAGAAAGGGAGAGGAGAAGAUGACAAGAUGGAGGUGACACAAGAGCAAGGGAACUCAGCAGGUGACUUGGAGAGCGGGAAGCCCCUCCCACCCAUCUAUGGAGACCCACCCCCUGAGUUUGUCAACACCCCGAUAGAGGAUCUGGAUCCCUUCUACCGAUCCCAGAAGACCUUCCUCGUGCUCGGCAGAGGAAGGACCAUCUACAGGUUCAAUGCUGACCCCGCUUGCUGCCUGCUCGGUCCUUUCAACCCCCUGAGGACAUCUGCCAUCAAGAUCCUCCUUCACUCAUUCUUUGGUGUCUUCAUCCUGCUGACCGUCUUGAGCAACUGUGCGUUGAUGACAAUGAGGAGGCCUCCAGCAUGGAGCAAGCCUGUCCUGUUCGGCAUUGUUGCCAUCUACGCUUUGGAAGUGCUCCUCAAAGUUGUGGCUCGAGGUUUGUGUGUGGGCCGCUUCACCUUCCUGAGAAAUCCAUGGAACUGGUUGGACGUGAUGGUCAUCAUCACCACAUACCUGACAGCCAUGGUGGAUUCAGCAAACCUUUCUGUACUCCGAGUUCUUCCAGCACUGAAGAUCAUCCCGUUGAUACCUGGUUUGAGGGCAACAAUUGGAGCGCUUGUCCAGUCCCUGAAGAAGCUGUGCAGCGUGGCCAUCCUGACCCUCCUGGUCCUCAGUGGCUUUGCUGUGGUGGCAUUGCAUCUCUUCAUGGGGGUGUUGAGGCAAAAAUGCGUCCUGAUGCCCGGUGUGUCAUUCACAAACCUCUCAGCAGAUGACAACCUCACCAGCGACUUUGACUUCCAGCAGCACAUCAACAAAGAAGCCAACCAUUACUAUCCGCCUGCAAGCCAGGACCCUCUGCUGUGUGGAAACGCUUCCGAUGCCGGGUUGUGUCCAGAGGGUUAUGUCUGUUUGAGGACAGGAAGCAACCCAAACUAUGGCUACACCAGCUUCGAUUCCUUCGGUUGGGCUUUCCUGGCCGUGUUCAGACUGAUGACUCUGGACUUCUGGGAGAACCUGAUGGAACUGACUCUGAGAGCAGAUGGUAAAAGCUACGCCGUCUUCUUCGCGGUGGUCGUCAUAUUGGUCUCCUAUCACCUGGUGGCCGUUAUUGUGGCGGUGAUGGCCAUGGCGUACGCCGAGCAGAGGCAGAAGCACCAAGAUGGCCUGAUUGACAGGCAGCAGGCUGGCAGUGUGUACCUCUCUGAGAAGCAUCAGGCAUCAGCAGAUGAAAAAAGUCCAAAUGUCCAGCAAACAGUUAAGGAAGAGCCAGGAUCACGUCCGCCACGCUGCGCCGCAUUCACCCAGGUCUGUCUCAAGUGGAACUGUUGUGGUUGUUGGCGGCAGUGCCAGCUACGUCUCCAGCGUUUCGUCACGGACCCGUUCUUUGACCUGGGCAUCACCGUGUGCGUCAUCCUGAACACCAUCUUCAUGGCCAUGGAGCACUAUCCCAUGACGUACCGCUUUUACGACAUGCUAAGUCAGGCGUACCUGGUCUUCACGGCCAUUUUUACAGCCGAGGUGGUCAUCAAGCUUCUGGCGAUGGGUCCGUACUUCUACUUCCAGGUGGGCUGGAACGUCUUUGACAGCAUCAUCGUGACCUUCAACCUGCUGGAGUUGCUGCUGGAUUGGCGUCUUGCAGGGCUGUUCCGAGUGAUGAGAAUCUUUAAGCUGGCCAAGUCCUGGCCCACCUUCCACAGACUGCUGAAGACCACUGGGACGUCUGUGCUGGCUUUGAGACACUUCAUUCUUCUUCUCGCCUUUGUGGUCUUCACCUUCUCUGCGCUUGGAAUGCAUCUGUUUGGAGACGACUACAAGGACCACGUGUGUCGCAUUUCAGAUGACUGCACGCUUCCUCGCUGGCACAUGAGCGAUUUCUUCCACACCUUCCUCCUGGUCUUCAGAGUGAUUUGUGGAGAGUGGGUGGAGACCUUGUGGGAUUGCAUGGAGGUGGCGGGUCAGACCCAGUGCCUGAUCAUCUACGUGAUGUUGCUGCUCGUUGGAAAAGUGCUGGUCUUGAAUCUCUUCCUGGCCUUUUUGAUAAGAUCGUCCAAUAGCCGUGACGAGGAAGGAGCUGACAAUCUGCACAUUGCUCUCAACCGGAUUACCGGGGCUGUCAUCUGGACAAAGGCCCUGGUCCUGGGACACCUACGGUCGGAGAAAAGGGAGCACGUUUCUCUAAAUCCUCCAGAAUUUAGCAAUGAUGACGUGGCCCACAAGGAGUUCUUAGCGCUUACCUUUGCAAACCCGGAAGAACCACGCUCACAGCGUGACGAGGCGUCCCAGCAGAAAGGAGCCAAGGUCCCGGGUGGUGACGAUGACGAUGAUGAUGAUGAUGGCGAGUGCACAGAUAAGAAGACAUCUCAGGGUGGAAGAAGAGUCUGCCUGAACUUGAGACUAGCAUGUGGGUGCCUGCUUGAGAAGAAAUCCUUUCAAGGCUUCAUCACGUUCAUGAUCCUGCUGAGCAGCGCAGCUCUGGUCUUUGAAGACAUCUACUUGGAGACGCGGUUGCUGACCAUGAACAUUCUGGAGUUUGCAGAGAAGGUGUUCACCUGCGUGUUUGUGCUGGAGCUCCUUUUGAGGUGGUCUGCUGGUGGAUUUAAGAAGUUCUUCACCGAUCCCUGGUGCUGGCUGGAUUUCCUCGUUAUUGGUACGUUUCCGCUGCUCCUGACUGCCAACGCCGUGGGCUUCUCACCACCGGGAGCCAUCAAGUCUCUUCGACCUCUGAGGGUUUUGUGUCGCUUUGAAGGAAUGAAGGUGGCCCUGAGAACUCUCUUGAGGGUGGUCCCGUCCUGCUUGGACGUGCUCAUCGCUUGUGUGACUUUCUGGUUGUUCUUCGCCAUCGUAGGAGUCCAUUUAUUUGCCGGAAAGUUUUAUUACUGCUUGAACGCCACGGACGGACAGAUGUUUGACGCAUCGCACGUCAGGAACAAGACCGAGUGUCUCAUGCUGGGCCAGGAAAACUUCACUGAAGUCCGCUGGACCAAUCACAAGCUCAACUUUGACCACGUGGCCAUAGCCUACCCCGCUCUUCUGCAAGUGGCAACAAUGAAAGGAUGGCUGGGCUUGAUGUACGCAGCCAUGGACAUCACAGAGAUGGAGUCGCAGCCAGAGUACGAGAGGAGUGUGUACAUGUCCCUCUACUUUGUGGUCUUCAUCAUCUGCGGAUCCUUGACUUUAGCCUUCCUGGUUGGCGCCAUCAUGGAUCCCCUGAAGCAGCAGCAUUCCAAGUUGGGAGGAUGUGGACUUUUCCUGACGCCGGAGCAGACCAAGUACUACCAGGCCAUGAAGGCAGGAACCCACAGGAGGCCCGAGAGGCGUGUUCCCCGUCCAAAGAACAAACUUCAGGCUCUGAUCUUUGACCUGGUGACCACGCCCUCCUUUGAAGUCUCCGUCUUGGUGGUCAUUUGCCUCCAAGUGGUCGCCUUGAUGGUGGAGACGGCUGACCAAAGCAUGGAAAAGGAAUUUGCUCUCUACUGGAUCAACUUCGCCUGCGUGCUCUUCUUCGCAGCGGAGUUUGUCCUGAAGCUGGCAGGCCUGCGCCGGCACUACUUUUCAUCCGGAUGGAACAUCUUCGACUUUGUCAUCCUCAUCCUGUCUGUCCUGGGCAUGUUCCUGGCAGACCUCAUUGAAAGGUAUUUCAUCUCACCGGCACUCUUCAGGGUGGUUCGCUUGAUUCGUAUUGGCCGACUGCCUCGUCUCAUCCGUGGAGCCCGUGGCGUACGCAGACUGCUGUUGGCCUCCAUGAUGUCACUUCCCGCCCUUUUUAACUUGGCGCUCCUCCUCCUCCUCCUCAUGUUCACAUUCGCCAUCUUUGGCAUGAACAGCUUUGCUCACGUUAGGAAAGGAGCCAUGAUCAAUGACGUGUUCAACUUUGAAACCUUUGGGAACAGCAUGAUCUGCCUGCUGACCGUCACCACGCUUGCCGGAUGGGACGGUCUCCUUGACCCCAUCAUGGACACCCCCCCGGACUGCCACCCGCAAGCUGAAAACCCUGGAACGCCCAUGAUGGGAGACUGCGCUAGCCCACUUGUGGGCGUGAUCUUCUUCAGCUCCUACAUCGCCCUGUCCUUCCUGCUGUUGGUCAACAUGUGUAUCGUCAUCGUGAUGGAGAACUUCGACAUCGCCGCCGAGGAGAGCGCCCGUGAGGUCCGCAAGAUGGACCUGGAGAAGUUUGAAGAAACCUGGGAGAGGUUUGACCCGCAAGCGUCACAGUCCAUCCACUACAGCCAGCUGUCGGAUUUCUUCGAUGCUCUGCCAGAUCCGUUGAGGAUUCCCAAACCAAACCGGAUCAAACUGGUCAGCAUGGACCUGCCUCUGCUCGCCGGAGACCAGAUUGACCGUGCUGACGUCCUGCAGGCUCUGGCUGCUCAGGUGCUGGAAGACCCGGGAGAGGCGGACCACCUAAAAGCCAAAACGGAGGAAAAGUUGACGGCCCGCAUUCCAUCCAAGCUGGGAUGUCCUGAACGGGUCAGCAGCACUUUGACGAGGAAACGGGAAGACGUGGCCGCCGGCGUCAUCCAGAGAGCGUACAGGAGACACACAGUCAAAAUGGCCGCCACGCCAGGAGAAAAGAUGAUGGAUGAAGCCGACGGUCUUGCCUCACGUGCGCUGAGAUGAAGGCACAAGGAGAAGACCUCAUCAGGAUUCUUCUCCUCCUCCUCAUCUGGAGAGCAGCAGGUGGAACUUCUGGAAGCUUUUCUUCUGUCAACUGCUUGAUUAACUCCCUUCCACUACGACAUUCUUCAUGUAACACGUUGAACCUUCCAAACCGUAUACGCACCUAUAAUCGCAUAGCAACCAAUAAAAGAUCUUCAUUUUUA